Cololabis saira (Pacific saury) is the source of this 2733-nucleotide messenger RNA. RefSeq names its product phosphofurin acidic cluster sorting protein 1-like. Bases 103 to 2532 code for a protein of 809 amino acids. Gene Ontology annotation, molecular function: transmembrane transporter binding. Gene Ontology annotation, biological process: protein localization to plasma membrane. Lineage: Eukaryota; Metazoa; Chordata; Actinopteri; Beloniformes; Belonidae. The record is from RefSeq and is a predicted model, not a curated record. The transcript is spliced from 23 exons.
CCCGGGCCCCCGGCCCCGGCCCCGGUCCCGGACCCCGUCCCGGACCCCGGACCCCCGGCCGAGCAGGCUUCGGGACCCGCCGCUCACCGCGUCCCCGUGCCGAUGAGCUUGUACGGCAGCUGGGACACGGAGCGGAGCUCCCCGAGCUGCGUGCCCAGGCUCUGCAGUCUGACUCUGAAGAAGCUGAUGGUCCUCAGCAAGCUGGACAGAGGGCUCACCUCCGUCAUCAUCGCCGUGAAGAUCCAGGGGUCUAAGCGGACUUUGAGGUCCCAUGAGUACCUUCUUCCUGCAGGAGGUCUGGUGGAAACUGACCUGGAGCUCACCUUCUCGCUGCAGUACCCGCAUUUCCUGAAGCGAGAUGCCAACCGCCUGCACGUGAUGCUGCAGAGGAGGAAGCGCUACAAGAACCGAACCAUCCUGGGCUACAAGACGCUGGCCGUGGGAAUCAUCGACAUGGCUGAGGUGAUGCAGCAUCCGACAGAUGGAGCCCAUGUCCUUGGUCUCCAUAGCAACCUGAAGCAUGCUGCGGUGCGGGCGGCAGAGCUGAGCGUCUCUUCUCUCUCCAGCCAGCCAAUCGAGCAAGAGGACACCAGCGGUCACCAUGGCAACAAGGCCAAGGCUUCAGAUCGUUCCCCCGACACGGAGCAGUACUGGGCGGAAGACGAUGACAGCUUCUCCUCCGAACAGGAAGGAAGUGACGACGCCGUCCCUCCUCAGGACAUGUUUGAUGAAGAUGACGAUGUCCGGAGGAAGACAAAGACGUCUCGCAGCAAAAUGGCAUCCCUGGCUCAGCAGCCGAACAUCAAGCAGAAAUUUGUGGCUCUGCUGAAAAGAUUCAAAGUCACAGACGAGAAUGAGGCAAGGGUUCAGAGUCGGGACGCUGAGGAGGACUUGGACCAGCUUUACGACAGCCUGGAGGUGGACAAUGUCAGCGACAGCAGCCCAGAGAUAGACGACAACGACAGCAUCCAGAGUGAGCCCAAGCCCAAGCUCAGGCCGUUCUUUGAGGGCGUUCUUCCCUCCAGCUCUCAGUCUGGGGUCAGGAGUCCCGUCUGCCCUCUGGAGGAUCAAAGAUCUGCUGUGACAGAGCAACUGGCUGAUGGAGCUGAGGGGCCCCAAGUCCGUGAGGAGUCCAGGGAUGUGGAGGUCGGUCCUGGGGAAACAGAGGAUGAUGUUGCCGUGGGAACGGACACCGGGCCUGCUGCCAAACUCUGUAAGACUGAUUCAUCCCGCCCCCCGAGGAACAUGUCCUUGAAAGACAGAGAGAACUCCAGAGGGACGGACAGAACCAACAGCUUGGACAGUGAAACGUCAUGUGACUCCAGGACACCUGCAGCACAGGUUGUCCGGAAGGCAGUUUUGGAUCAGCUGAACCACGUCCUGUUCUCCGAGGACCAGCUACCAGAAUCCAUCCUCCUGAUCAACACCUCAGACUGGCAGGGUCAGUACCUGGCAGAGCUACUCUCCGAUCAGCCAGUCGUCUGCACCGUCUCAGCCGCCGACGUUCAGGCCGCCUUCAGCGCCGUCGUCUCCCGCAUCCAGAGAUUCUGUAACUGUAACGCCCAGACUCCGCCCACAGUGAAGGUGGCGGUGGGCGGGGACCAGAGUUACCUCAGCACCUUCCUGUCCUGCUUCGUGGAGCAGCUGGCCAGCAAGACGCCCGACUGGCUGAGCUACAUCCGCUUUCUCAUCAUCCCCAUCGGACACCACCCGCUGGCCAAGUACCUGUCGUCGGUGGAUGGGAAGUUCGGGAGCCUGUUUAUGGACUCCAGUUGGAGAGAGCUGUUUGGACGAGCGGAGCCACCUACUCUUGAUCCGGUGGGUGUAGCCGAACGGGUGUGUCAGUAUUUGGCCGGUGCUGCCGUUUCUCACCUGUGUCCGGUCUCCGAGGCCAUGCUGACCUGCAAACACAGAAGCCCCGACGACGACUCCUUCCAGAAGUUCGUCCCAUUCAUCGGGCUGGUGAACGUCGGCGUUGUGGAGCAGAACUUCCUGUCCACCUCAGUUGACUCGGAUGACAUCAUCCUGGGCUCUUCUCCCUCCCAGUCUGCAUCUCCAAAUAGCAUCAACUCCACACCUCCAGCAUCUCCCUCUAUCAGCUGCCCCGUGGAGGCGGUGGGGCUGCAGGUUGACUACUGGAGCGGUCUGGGGGCAGGAGGAGGAGGAGGAGGAGGAGGAGGAGAGCGGAGGAAGGACGUGGGGGUGAAGAACACAUUGAAGAGCAACUUCCGCUGCCUUCAGGUCUCACGGUUCAGCGGAGGAGAACUGAUGAACAUGACGGUGGUGACGAAGGAGAAGAACAAGAAAGUCAUCUUCCUCAGUAAGAAGGCCAAGGAGAAGGAGGCGGAGUCAAGGAGUCAGAUGAUCGAAGGAAUCAGCAGGUUGAUCUGUACCUCCAAACACCAACACACACUCAGAGUGUCCGUGGACGGCGUGGACUGGAACGACGUGAAGUUCUUCCAGCUCGCAGCUCAGUGGCCGACUCACGUCAAACACUUUCCUGUCGGGAUCUUCGGCCACAGCAAGCCCUGAAGCUCCGCUCCCCUCCAUCACAUGACCUGUGAGCGUCUUCUGGUGAACCUCCCUCUCCCUCCCAGAGCCAGAGUUUGGAAUUCUAUCUGAACAGAAAUUAUAUCAAAAUAGGGCUAUAACAUAAAGCUGAGAAAUAAAUAUUAAAGAAUAGAAGAGCAGAUGGUUUUAUUUGCAGAUGCAGAUGGUUUAUUAUUUUUUAUU